Closterium sp. Naga37s-1 is the source of this 2058-nucleotide messenger RNA. Lineage: Eukaryota; Viridiplantae; Streptophyta; Zygnematophyceae; Desmidiales; Closteriaceae. The record is from the annotation of a GenBank genome assembly.
AUGACCCUUCGACAUAAGAACACUUCCAAGUGGGCUAAGAGGGUUAUAGAAAGGGGAAUGGCGGCUAAAGCAGCGGUUGGAGGGCAGGGGACGAGAGAGGCUAUAGCAGAGCAGCUAAGAACACAUGCCAUGCUGACUAGAAAGAUUCAUUCUGCGACGAUUGGGAGAGGGGAGGGGGAGGAGGAGGAGGAGGAGGAGGAGGAGGAGGAGGAGGAGGAGGAGGAGGAGGAGGAGGAGGAGGAGGAGGGGGAGGAGGAGGAGGAGGAGGAGGAGGAGGAGGAGGAGGAGGAGGAGGAGGAGGAGAAGGAGGAGGAGGAGGAGGAGGAGGAGGAGGAGGAGGAGGAUGGGGAGGGGGGGUGGGGAGAGGAGGGCAGUGGGGAGGAGUCUGGGGGGAAGGCUCAGAAAGAGGCUAUAGAAGUCAUUAAAGACCUCGAGGAGGGGUUGGAAGGGGUUGGGUACGGUGACGGGGAGGAUGGGGAGGGUGGGAGGGUAAAGGGGGGAGGUGGAGGGGAGGGUGAUGGGUGGGGGGGAGGAGUAUGGGGAGAGGAGAAGGAGGAGGGAGAGAGGGUGGGAGCAGGGAGGAGGGUGUUUGGGAAUCUGGAAGAGAGAGUAGUGGGAGGGGAAGGGCAGGAGGAGAGAGACGAGUGGGUGGCAGUGAGAGAGGGGGAAGGGGAGGACGGAGAGGAGGAAGAGGGGGAAGGGGGAGGGGAGGAUGCCCCUGUAGACGUGUCUGUGCCACCACCCGUGCCUGAUGGGAGAAGAGAGUUGCCUGUUGCUGACAGCUCUGCUUCAGCCCCUGUAGACGUGUCUGUGCCCCCACCUGAUGGGGAUUUGCAGGCUUUGCUGCGACACACAGGGAGUGGAGGGGAGAAGGGGGUGUGUGAAACUAGGGUGAGGAUGGAGGGAGGGGAGGAGGAACAGGAGGAUGAGGAGGGGAGAGAGGGGGGGAGGGUAGGCGGCGCGGAGGGGGAGGAGAGGGGGAAGAAGAGGGCCAGGGCGAGGGGAGGGGAGGGGGGGAAGAUGGGUUAUGAUGGUUCUGGUAAGGGAGCGGUGGGGAUUCUGCAGGGUGACUAUAGCGAGAGUGAGAGGGAGGAUGGAGAGGAGGAUAUAGACGAUGACGUGGCUUAUAACGAGGGGAUGCGUUUGGAGGGCAAGGGGGAUGCUUAUAUGGAGGAUGAAGCAUGGGGGGAGGAUGCUGGGGAGAGGGUGGAGAGGGGGGCAGGAGUGGGGAUGGAGGAAGAGGAGGGGGAGGAGGGAGGGGAGAAACAGGUAGGUAAGAAGAGAAAAGGACGGGCCAGCAGGGGAGGAGGAGGGGAAGGAGGAGAAGGAGGAAGAGAGGAAGGGAACGGAGCGAGCGCGUUCGAGAAAGACCAAGAUGAGCUGAUGCGAUUGGCCUUCGCAGGUGAUGACGUGGCAGCAGAAUUCGAGGCGGAGAAAGAGCGAGUGGUGGAAAAGGAGGUGGGGAGGGAGGAGGGACCAGUGACGCUGCCCGGGUGGGGGCAGUGGGAGGAGGUGCAGAGGCGGAAGGGGGCACCGAAGUGGAUUGAGGAGGAGAGGGAGAAGGCGAAGAGGAGGCGGAUGGAAGCAGUGAAGCAGAGGGCGGAUUCGAAGCUGACGCAUGUGAUUGUAUCGGAGAAGGACAAUAAGAAGAUCGAGAAGUUUUUUGUGCCCGAGCUGCCCAACAUGUUCCGCAACCGGGCGGAGUACGCACGCAGCAUCCGCAACCCCAUUGGUCGGGACUUCAACACAGAAGCAGCGUUCCGCUCCAUGACCCGCCCAGCGGUGAGUGCAAAUGCAGUGUGUAGUGCAGUGGUAGUGGGGAGUGCAGAGGCAGUGGGGAGUGCAGAGGCAGUGGGGAGUGCAGAGGCACCAGUGGGGGUGGUCAUCCCACCUGUCAGAUACGUCAAGAAUGCCCAGCCUGCUGAUGAGGAGCCAACACAAGCCGGGGACGACACAUCCCUCCAUUUCUCAUCUUUCUGUGCAUGUGUUGUGCGUGUGUUGUGCGUGUGCUGUGCGUGUGCUGUGCGUGUGCUGUGCAUGUGUUUCCGCAGGUCAUGA